This is a messenger RNA of Orbicella faveolata, 1277 nucleotides long. RefSeq names its product cyclin-dependent kinase-like 4. Gene Ontology annotation, molecular function: ATP binding; protein serine/threonine kinase activity. Gene Ontology annotation, cellular component: nucleus. NCBI's taxonomy places the organism in Eukaryota, Metazoa, Cnidaria, Anthozoa, Scleractinia, Merulinidae. The record is from RefSeq and is a predicted model, not a curated record. Gene Ontology annotation, biological process: protein phosphorylation.
UCAUUCUUUUCGUUAUCUCUCAGUGUUGAUCCAGCAUUGGUCAAGAAAAUCACCCAUCAGACACUGCAGGCAGUCAACUUCUGUCAUCAACAUAAUUGUAUCCACAGAGAUGUGAAACCAGAGAACAUCCUGAUUACUGAAAAGGGAGUUAUAAAGCUGUGUGACUUUGGAUUUGCCAGAAUGCUUAAUAAAAAUGACGAGUACACAGAUUAUGUUGCUACUCGUUGGUACCGUGCUCCAGAGCUUCUUGUUGGCGACGUCCAUUACAGCUUCCCAGUUGAUGUCUGGGCUAUCGGCUGCGUGUUUGCAGAGCUCAUAAGUGGCCAGCCCCUGUGGCCUGGGAGAUCUGAUCUUGAUCAGUUGUAUUUGAUCAGAAAGACUUUAGGUGAUCUCACUGAAGAUCAAAAGAAGAUCUUCAAGGCAAAUCAGUUCUAUCGUGGAUUAACUAUUCCGGAACCUCAGGAAAUGGAUCCUUUAGAGUCAAAAUUCAAGAUUCAAAAAGAAGCUAUGAGUUUUAUGAAGGUGCGUAGAAGGAAAAGGAUAUGUUUAAAUGCCAAGGGACAAACAACGGGCUACAAGGGCCUUGAUUGUCACGCAGGACAAUUUGACGGGAAGGUUUCUCAACGGCUGUGGGAAAAACUUUUCAAGAACGACAUUACAGUUUUAUUUUACACUGUACAUGAUAUAUGAAUUAGUGAGUUAUAAUUAAUCCAGCGAUCUAGGAUGAAAAUGACGACAACAAAAACGUGGGUAAACAAAACUUUUGACUCGUGCAAAGGUUCUGCAUGUGCGUUAUAAUUCUUGGUACAUUUCUUAGCCGUCCUGUGGAAAACAACAACGGGAAAUGAUCAAACUCCGCAAAUGUUCCGUGUUUAAUGCAUUCAGUUUCAGCUUAAAAUAUUUCUUAGAUCAGACGACGAAGUAAACGUAAGUUAUAUUUUCUUAAUCGCGACAUAAUGCCAUGAAACGUAAGUUUACUUCUUAAAAAUGGCCGUGAUUUCUGUUGUUAAGUUCCUUUGUCUCGCAACCCAGACGCAAAAAAAGAAAAUCGUAUGUAGUAUAACAACGUGAUAUUCUUGUUAACGUUGCGGUUUCAGUUUCCUUUCACCUCGUCGCCAAAUUUAUUAGGACUUUCAUGAGGUUUAAUAUUUACACUAUUUGCUACAUAGUACGGAAGGAAUACUUCAAUCGUUGUUUAACACUUACCAUCAUCUGUGCCUCCCCGAAUGAAGAAUGCUGCAAUUCGUUGUUAAAUAUCGCUGUUUUGUCCUGUUGUU